Messenger RNA from Cimex lectularius (bed bug), 828 nucleotides. RefSeq names its product protein NPC2 homolog. Gene Ontology annotation, molecular function: sterol binding. Gene Ontology annotation, biological process: intracellular cholesterol transport. NCBI's taxonomy places the organism in Eukaryota, Metazoa, Arthropoda, Insecta, Hemiptera, Cimicidae. The coding region runs from base 27 to 482 and encodes 151 amino acids. The record is from RefSeq and is a predicted model, not a curated record. The transcript has 4 exons.
GGCCAGUUUGAUAUCAACCUUCGAUAAUGAACGUUAUUCGUUUCACCGCCCUCGCUCUGCUCGCAUUUGCCAAUCUGGCCCUCGGAGAAGUCGAGGAUUGCGGCUCAGAGGAAGGAAGCUUGGAUGCUGUGGAAAUAUCAGAUUGCAAUUUGGACACAAUGAAAGCCUGCCCAUUGAAAAGAGGAGGUGAGGUCGUCAUGAAGAUGAAAUUUACAACAAAGAAACCAGAAACAAACAUUACCACUGUUGUUCAUGGAAUUCUCGGCCUAAUUAAAGUAAAGUUUAACUUACCGGAUGGUGAUAAUGCCUGUUUGACAAGCGGUCUUGAAUGCCCUCUUGAAGAGAACAAACAGUAUACUUAUAGUGCAUCGUUACCAGUCCUUAACAAAUACCCAAGGCUUUCUGUAAAGGUGCAGUGGGAAUUAAAAGAUAGCGCAAAUAAAAACAUUGUCUGUGUUAAGAUACCUGCGAAAAUUGUGUAAUGUCGCACGUUUCCAUUCCUAGUGUGAAAAAUCGGUCACUAUCAGCUGAUCCUAAAUGUCAUUUUGCCAUUUAAGUAUUACUGUGCAUGUAAUGCUAGUUUUAUUAUUGGUGGCUAAUAUCGUCUUUACUUUUAAACUAUUUAGAUUGGCUACAAAAAUAUGUUUCUACUUACUGUCUACUUCAGUCCAUUUAAUAUUUUAAAAAUAUAUUUGUUACAAUAUAGUAAUUUAAGGUUAAGUUAAUUAAAUUGUAGCACUAGCUGAGAAAUAUACAUGCACACAAAAUGAUGAUGUUUUAUGAUAUUAAAUUAUAAUAAAAUAAAAGUUAUGACACUUAGAUUUUCAA